Messenger RNA from Arabis nemorensis, 501 nucleotides. NCBI's taxonomy places the organism in Eukaryota, Viridiplantae, Streptophyta, Magnoliopsida, Brassicales, Brassicaceae. The record is from the annotation of a GenBank genome assembly.
AUGGCAAUGCUCAAGAACAAACACAUAACCUUCUCAUUGAUUUUGGUGUGUCUCAUUGUGUUGUCUCCAAUGGCUAAUGCUCAGAUUCUUAGUGGUCUUCUUAGUGUACUUCCUGUGCCUGGUGGUGGUGGGCUUGGCAUUCCCAAUCUUGUCAAUGUCCAAGCAGGGGUUCUCUUUUGCACUAUCAAUGGCACUUCCGCUGGGACUUCUGCUCUUCCUUUCGCUAAUGCGGGGGUUCAGCUCCAGUGCGGAAGUCAGAACAUAGUCGUUGCAAAUACGACUACAAACAGUGCCGGAAUAAUCGCUUUUCCUUCGACCGUACUUCAGAUGUUACUUCCGACAUUCCUCUCUAAUUGUCGGCUCGUCGUCACGACCCCUCUCGCCACCUGCAACCCCAGUCUCCCUCUCGGCAGCCUCGUCUCACCGUUAGCCUUCGUCUCUAACACCGUCCUUAACCUCGUCAGUGUCGUCCCUACCGGCUUUAACCUAACCACUAACUGA